UGUAAUCUUGGCCACUUUCUGGUGAGGCUUCUCUUCCUGGCUUGUAGCUUACUGCCAUCUCUCUGGAUGUAAGCCAGGCUCCAAGGAGCAUGCCUUUCAAUUCUAAUCCAGGAUCAAUGGCACUGAACUUUCAAAAUUUUAUGCACUUAAACCUCACCCCAGGUGGAUAGUGGCUCCUAGUGGAAUUCCUUUUCUGUAUCUCCGAGUUCUCCUUCCUGAGGAGUGAGACUUUUGACUUUUCUAAUUCUGAGCCUCCUCCAUUUGGUGCUGCUCAUCUUUCUGUUUUGGGUGGCUCAGAGCCCUACACUCUUUGAAAUUGAGUCCAAGUCCUCCAUCAUCUUUGUGACCUAGAUCUCUUCCUUCUCUACGUGACACUGGAUACUACUCAUUUGCAUUUUAACAAAGAGCUGCUAAGUUUAGGAUCAUAGAUGGAAUGUGACAAUUCAUAUAUCAUCUGUGAAGAGGACUGACUAACCUGAAAGAGCCAGAGAACCAGAGAGGAUUCCCUAAAUUGUGCUUUACGACAGACUAAAUUGGGCAGAGGUAAGAGACAGGUACAGUGAAGCAACAGGUAGGGGGCAGAUUUAUGAGAAAAAUAUCAAAUCAGUGAGGAGAAGCUAUAUAUCAAUAGAAAGAACAAAGGUCAGGACUGCCUAAUUGCUGACAUGAUGAGACUCACUGAGGGGGUGUUCCUGUUUCUGUGUGGCAUUCAAUUUACACUGGGAAUUCUGGUGAAUGGUUUCAUUGGGUUGGUCAAUGGUAGGAGCUGGUUCAAGACCAAGAAAAUGUCUUUGUCUGACUUCAUCAUCACCAACCUGGCACUUUCGAGGAUCAUUCUGCUAUGGAUUCUCUUGACUGAUGGUUUUUUAAUGGUAUUCUUUCCCAACGCACAUGAUUCAGGGAUACCAAUGCAAAUUAUUGAUGUUUUCUGGACAUUUAUGAACCAUCUGAACAUUUGGCUUGCCACCUGUCUUGGUGUCUUCUACUGCCUGAAAAUCACCAGUUUCUCUCACCCCACAUUCCUCUGGCUCAAGUGGAGAGUUUCUAGGGUGAUUGUAUGGAUGCUGUUGGGUGCACUGCUCUUAUCCUGUGGUAGUACCAUAUCUCUGACCAAUGAGUUUAAGUUCUAUUCUGUCCUUAGGGGAAUUGAGAGCACCAGGAAUAUGACUGAACAUUUCAGAAAGAAGAUGAGUGAGUAUUAUCUGAUCCAUGUUCUUGGGACUUUGUGGAACCUGCCUCCCUUAAUUGUGUCCUUGGCCACCUACUCUCUGCUUGUCUUCUCCCUGGGGAAGCACAGACGGCAGAUGCUGCAAAAUGGUAUGAGCUCCAGAGAUCCAAGCACGGAAGCCCACAAGAGGGCCAUGAGAAUCAUCCUCUCCUUCUUUUUUCUCAUCUUACUUUACUUUCUUGCCUUUUUAGUUGCAUCGUCUAGUCGUUUCCUACCAAAACCCAAGGUGGCUGUGAUGAUUGGCGAAGUAAUUACAAUGUUUUGUCCUGCUGUCCAUUCAUGUAUUCUCAUUCUGGGGAACAACAAGCUGAAGCAGACAUUUGUAGAGCUGCUCCGGUGUGAGUCUGGUCAUCUGAAGCCCAGAUCCAAGGGACUCAUUUUCUCUUAGAGUAACAAAAGGCAUGGAGUGGAGCCCGUGAGCCUUGUGGCCUGGCUCAAGACUACAGGACUCUUCCAGACCCUCCUAUGGUACCAGUUCCAUAACAUCACUAGGAGAGAAACACUGACUGCUUUGCCUCUGGUCCCUGGAGACCUGUUUCA
This is a messenger RNA of Cebus imitator (Panamanian white-faced capuchin), 1768 nucleotides long. RefSeq names its product taste 2 receptor member 3 (gene TAS2R3). Gene Ontology annotation, molecular function: bitter taste receptor activity; G protein-coupled receptor activity. NCBI's taxonomy places the organism in Eukaryota, Metazoa, Chordata, Mammalia, Primates, Cebidae. Gene Ontology annotation, cellular component: membrane. Gene Ontology annotation, biological process: detection of chemical stimulus involved in sensory perception of bitter taste; G protein-coupled receptor signaling pathway; sensory perception of taste. The transcript has a single exon. The coding region runs from base 666 to 1616 and encodes 316 amino acids. The record is from RefSeq and is a predicted model, not a curated record.